Messenger RNA from Panicum virgatum (switchgrass), 1335 nucleotides. RefSeq names its product transcription termination factor MTEF1, chloroplastic-like. The record is from RefSeq and is a predicted model, not a curated record. NCBI's taxonomy places the organism in Eukaryota, Viridiplantae, Streptophyta, Magnoliopsida, Poales, Poaceae. Gene Ontology annotation, molecular function: double-stranded DNA binding. The coding region runs from base 79 to 876 and encodes 265 amino acids. The transcript has a single exon. Gene Ontology annotation, biological process: regulation of DNA-templated transcription.
CUCUCCACAACGCCGCAGUGGAUAACGCACAGCAGCCGUCGGCCUCCCCCAAAACCCCAGCCAAACUCCGCCAUCGCCAUGGUCACCCGCACGCGCCUCCCGCUCCCGUCUCCCGCCCCUCCCCACACCGCCACGGGCGGCGGCGGCGUGGAGUUCCGCCGCAAGCUCCACUUCCUCUCAUCCGAGCUCCACCUCGACCCGUUCCCGCUCCUCGCCGCCAACCCCGCGCUCCGCUCGGCGCCGCUGCCGCUCCUCCGCGACUCCCUCCGCCUCCUCACCUCCCACGGCCUCUCCGCCCGCGACGCCGCGCGCGUCUUCUCCGCGUUCCCCUCCCUCCUCACCUCCCCGCCCGGCGAGCCGCUCCGCUUCCUCUCCGCCGACGCGCCGCUCCCGCCGCCGCGCCUCCGCGCCGCGGUCGUCCGGUCCCCGCGCCUCCUCUCCGCGUCCGUGCCCGGCACGCUCCGCCCCGCGCUCCUCUUCCUCCGCCGCCGCGUCGCGCUCGUCCGGGAGCCGCUCCCGCUCGCCGCCGCGCUGCUCCUGGCCUUCUCCGUCGAGCGCACCCUCCUUCCCAAGCUCCUCUUCCUCUGUCACGCCACGGGUCUCCCUGACCCCGCCGUCUGCGCUGUCCUCAGGCGCGCCCCCGCCAUCCUCUCCUACGGGAUCGAGACCAACCUCACGCCCAAGCUCCAGUUCCUCGCGGAGCGCAUGGGGAGGGACCCCGUGGUGGAGCUGUCCGAGUUCCCGCACUACUUCGCAUUCAGCUUGGAGGGGAGGAUCAGACCGAGGCACGACGCGCUGAGGGAGAGGGGCAUCGAAAUGUCACUCAGAGACAUGCUCACAAGCAACGAUGACGAGUUCAGGGAGCGGCUGAUCUAGGCGACGUUGUCCGACACCAAGGCGAGGUUGUGAGCUUGCAUUCAGAAGCACUAUGUGCUGGGUGCCUUACAACAUCACCAAUGGCACCGGCAGCAGUUUGGGACGUACACUAUGACGGCUAAAGGUCCAUCAAACACAAAGUUAUGUUUCCUCUACUUGCUGUGGUGGAAGGCGAAGAAUGGGCCUGAUGCAUGAGUUGUUGGAGAACAAUGCAGUGAUGAAUAGCCAUGGAUCUCCCUCGACAUAGGUGCGUGAUAAUCAUCCGAUGUCCAGAUGAGUUUUGCAAUAGCUUUGUUCUUUCUUUUGCUUUUUUUCUUUCUUUCUUUUUGGUGCAGUUGCUUUAGGGAAAGGGAAUGGUGUGGAUUUGACACAAACCAACUUGUAUUCAUACUGUUUGUUAUUAUGACAAAGGAUUUUCACACAAUCUUUGAAAUGCCAUCGUUUCAUUAUUUAAUUUCA